Aspergillus terreus NIH2624 is the source of this 1665-nucleotide messenger RNA. RefSeq lists its product as uncharacterized. Lineage: Eukaryota; Fungi; Ascomycota; Eurotiomycetes; Eurotiales; Aspergillaceae. The transcript has a single exon. The record is from RefSeq and is a predicted model, not a curated record. Bases 1 to 1665 code for a protein of 554 amino acids.
AUGGUGUACAGCUUAAAUGACCGGCAUUUUGUGACCUGGGAGCAUACCCGGGUCAUGUUAAUGUUCCUCCGCUGCCUUCCAUUCUCCUACUCCGGCGGCCUUUUGGAGCGGGUCUCCGGCUGUUGGCGCGAUGUCUGGUUUCGCCCGGAUCCCACCCAGCCGGACGGUCUUCGGCGGUGCGAGGGGCUGGGCUUCCAGCGGAAUAUGCAGCAAUUUGGGUACGGCUGGUUCCUGGAGAAGAUAGAUUGGGAGAUGAUGGUGUUCCGACAGCCGGCCACGCAAUACAUCCAAUUCAACAACCCGUCGCUCCAAGCCGCGUACCACGCGCGUUAUUCCCAGGUGCGGGAUGUUCGCACGGACUUCAUUCGCAUCAGCCAGAUCCACCAGUGGAUGACCGAGUUUAGCAGUAUUCCUACCUGCCAAGACUAUCUGCAGAAAUAUCUGCGGCAGCUGUGUUUGCGGGCCUUUCGCAAGGAUGUUUUUACGCAGAUCAAACGGCUUCUAAAGCCUGAAUCCGUAAGCGCAGCGUUAGCGGGAGAGAUCCCGCUCUGCUGGCCGAGUCUCGAAGGCGCGCUGCAGACCCAACACUGUCCGCCCUAUAUUGCGUCGGGGAACCGCAUGGCGGUCAAACAUAUUAAUGUCCUUUUUACAUGGCUAUGGGAGUGGCGCGAUGGCCGAUUCGAACGAAAAGGAUGGGAUCACAAGCCCUACCGACUUCUUUAUCAAAAGAGCUUCGAGGUGAUUACCCUGAUCCAAGGCAAGGACGCCGCUCGUCAGUGGAAACAGGGUCUAAAAGAUUCCUUUAUUCAGAGCCAUUGGAUGCUUCCCUAUCCUCAGAACAAUAGCUUCAUGCGAAAGUCUAAGGAGAGUGGCCAGGUGAUGUGGUGGUCCAGCGUGCAUCGCGGGAUGGAUCUGUACUACCACGAGCUGAAUAUGUUUGACCGCCCCUUUCCGGCGUCCUAUAUCAAGCAUCAUCCGACGACCGGUUGGAGCCCAUCGCAGCCCUCUCUCGCCCAUCUUGACUAUACAAUUGAACCUGAACAGCGCCUUCUGCAUCUAUCAGAUCCCGAGCUCUAUCAGACCCUACGCGACCUACAGAGCCAAUGGACGUCGCCAGAUAGGCCGCCCCAACGACCGGUACACCAAUCUUCGCGAGUAAUUUUUGAGAAUCAGGAGCGGAUCCAGAAUCCAUUUGAUCCGAUCACUGGUCCGGUUGAGACAUGGUCGAUCUCCGCGUGUAGCCGGAAGCUCCAUCCCGCUCUAUAUAAAUAUGAGAUUCUUCACCACCGUCGGCAGUGCGUCCAGCGUCGUCGCCAUCCCUCCUCCUACCCGGACUAUUACUCUGACACUGAGCCCGAGCCUCCGGCCGAAAAUGAUGAGCAAACCUCCGAUGAAGAGGGAAUCGAACCGCAGAAAGCCCGGCUGAUCCAGUAUAUUCAGCAGAUCGAGAAGCGGAUGUACGAACUCAUCUGUCGCGAUCGUAAGCAAUAUAAUCGACCUCGCCUGGACGAAGGCACGAUUAAGGCUUUUGCUCCUCAAUUACGCCGACUGCCUGCACAUGAUUUUUCACUCUUACUAUUACUGCAGAUUCCUGCAGAGGUAAUCAAAGAGGAAAAAGAGAACCGGAAACGACAAAAGCCAUACGCAUGGAUCCGCCCCUUGUAA